GCGGUCACCCAGUGGAGAAAACUCUUUAAUCGCUUAACCAAAUUGGCUGAUGCUGAUGCUGAUGCUGAUGCGGAUGCUACAUUGAAUCUCGGUUUCCACGAGGCAACCCAAAUAUUGAAACUUUACCUUUGCCUCCUUUUCCCCUCUCGCUGUCUGUCUCUCUCUCUCUCUUUCUCCGUCUCUCUGUCUCUGUCUCUCUCUCUGUGACGCUCGAGAAGGACUAUUAUUUAGCUGAGAGCUCGGAGGAAGGGGGGACUCUUGCAGUGUAGGACGAAUCUGAGCUCGACCCUCGAUUUAGCUCCUCUCCGUUUCGGGGUAGUCACAAUGGCCGAGGCAAUGGUUUUCUUCGGGAAGGAUACAUUUAUCAUAAAGCCCCCCAAGAAAUCUUCUCCUUUAUUGUAUAGGACGAUAGUAUUGUUGUUCGCGGUGAUGUGUGGACUCUAUAUCUGCUCAAUUUGCAUCAGGCAGAUAGGCAAUCAGUCUAAGACUAGAUUUCAGAACAUCCAGAUUGUUAAGGAGCCCUGUUGCACUGGCAAUAUGGAAAAAUUCGAAAACCCUUCGAUGCAUUACCCGAGACCUCAAACUUUUAGCAGGCUUGAGUGUUCACAUAAUCCAGUGCGAUUCUUCACGAUCAUAUCGAUGCAGAGAUCAGGGAGUGGAUGGUUUGAGACUCUUUUGAAUAGUCAUGUCAAUGUUAGCUCGAACGGGGAGAUAUUCUCUGUUUGGAAUAGGAGGAAAAAUAUUUCUUCUAUCAUACAAACGCUGGAUAGAGUCUACAACUUAGACUGGUUCAACAGCGCUUCCAAGAACGAGUGUUCUGCUGCAGUUGGCUUCAAAUGGAUGCUUAAUCAGGGAUUAAUGGAACACCACAAAGAAAUUCUAGAGUAUUUGAACCGUAGGGGUGUCUCUGUAGUGUUUCUCUUCAGAAGAAAUCUUCUACGUCACAUGGUUUCGGUGCUUGCUAAUUCCUAUGAUCGGUCGGCCAAGCAACUCAAUGGUACCCACAAGUCUCAUGUGCAUUCACCAGAAGAGGCUGAUACACUUUCAAGUUACAAGCCGACAAUUAAUUCCACAUCAUUGAUAGAUGAUCUGAAGGAAGUGGAGGCGACAGUUGCUAAGGCUUUAGCAUUUUAUAACACCACGAGACACAUCGUUCUGUAUUAUGAGGAUCUCAUAAAAGACCGAACUAAACUAAAAGAUGUUCAAGAAUUCCUUAAUCUGCCGGUAAUGAAACUUACGAGCCGUCAGGUUAAGAUACACAGAGGGCCAGUGUCUGACUUGAUUAGUAACUGGGACAAAGUCAACUGGGCACUCAGCGGAACUGUUUACGAGAGCUUCAUCCAUGAUGACUACUGAAUCCAGGAAACUUAUAACUUAUACGAUAGUGUGCUCUGUAUAUAUACGCAGUCAAGCUCUCUCAAAUAGUUGUUACUGCAGAAGCUAACCAACACCGAUGGUGAUGUCCCGAAAUUUGAGCGGCUGCAACGGUACAGCGCAACAACCAAAUUUCGACUCCUUUGAUACUCUCCUCAGGCCGACCUUGCGUGCAGUUCUGCUGAAAUUUUGGAUGAGACUGGUACGACUCUCGUUUUCUUUUCUUUUCUUGUCAAAUCAACACCUUGUUGAUCCUAGCAAGAAGAACCAACACCUUGCCGAUCCUUCCAGUUCCUUUGUAAUAGAAGCCGUGUACAUGUACCGAAACAAAAUUGAGAAGAGGUUGUAAUGAGGCUGAGAGUGAUAAUGAAGUUCAGAGUUAAACACCAAUAGUGGUUUGAUUUUA
Syzygium oleosum is the source of this 1780-nucleotide messenger RNA. RefSeq lists its product as uncharacterized. Bases 325 to 1356 code for a protein of 343 amino acids. Gene Ontology annotation, molecular function: sulfotransferase activity. Lineage: Eukaryota; Viridiplantae; Streptophyta; Magnoliopsida; Myrtales; Myrtaceae. The record is from RefSeq and is a predicted model, not a curated record. The transcript is spliced from 6 exons.